Molecule: messenger RNA, 2034 nt
Organism: Exophiala oligosperma
Lineage: Eukaryota; Fungi; Ascomycota; Eurotiomycetes; Chaetothyriales; Herpotrichiellaceae
Exons: 4
Coding region: 1-2034 (677 amino acids)
Biological process (GO): positive regulation of transcription by RNA polymerase II
Cellular component (GO): nucleus
Molecular function (GO): transcription cis-regulatory region binding; DNA-binding transcription factor activity, RNA polymerase II-specific; zinc ion binding
Source: RefSeq, a predicted model, not a curated record
AUGCCUCCUCGUUCUCGAGCUGGCUGCCCACGAUGUCGUUCUAUGAAAAUCAAGUGCGAUGAGACCAAACCAAGCUGCAGACAAUGCUUGAAACGCAACGUCAUCUGUCCUGGCUAUAAGCGUCAUCUCAAAUGGAGCGAUAAACACGAAGUCUUCAACGCCUGGAGACCGAAACUGCAUCCUCCACGAGACUCAGCACCACUCCCGCCCAAUGCGGUCGACAGUCUCAAUCCAACGGAACCACAUUUACUUGUCGAAGCUUUUGAGCCAACCCUUGGAGAUCAACCAGCCCAGAUUGCUCCCAUACAAUCCCACGGCUCGGUCACGGACGCGAGGUCCUCAUCCCAUCAGACGCCACCUCAGCCCACCAACAACCCGGACCCUGUUGCUUUUUCCCCUGGCGUACAUAACAAUGACAACGACAGAUCUACCGCAGACAUACUGCGAGAAGAUCUUCGCGAGUGGUUGACAAGCCACGAACCGAUGACACUCUUGGAACAACAAGACUGGGCUUGGACGCUGGAUGGACCAGGGUUGGAUUGCGAUCAACCCGCGACAUUUGUGGCCACUCCAGACUGCUGGGAUGCAGCCGCGUCGCAAGGGAGCGAGUUCAAUCAAGCCUUGGUACAGUACUUCUUCGACAACCUAUGUUGUAUUCACACUGUGCUCGAUGACACCGCCGAGCGUUUCAAAGUCCUCGUCCGUCGUUAUCUCAACACGUCUGCACUCCUCCACAAGAGCGUCGUGUGUAUGGCCGCUGCUCAUUGCUUCCAAGACGACGAGUCCAUGCUCUCCACAUGCCUCGAAUGUCACACUGCUGCGGUCAGGUCCCUAUCGGAGGCAGUCUUCCAAAUCGAGACGGUGCUCGAGCAAUCGACGGACUCCCCCCCAAAGUCGGCACUGUCCGACAAAAGCAUGCUGCGUAAAUUGGAAGAGACUCUGUUGGCAUCUAUCAUUCUUGGAUUUUGCGCGCCUUGGUCCGAUCCACGAGACCUUGGUUUACCACAUCUUCGCGGAGCGAGGAAACUGUGCGAAUACCUUGUCAACUACGUCACCAUGGAUGGCAAGGAGCCGGAAAAGGCGCUGGUGAAUACAGAUCACCACUUCUUGAUAGGCGCAAUGUCAUACUGGGAAGCAUGCAUGGCUUUUGUCGUGGAUCAGCCCAAGACUGUGGUGCAAUACCUGCACCCAUUUUGUAAACCCACCAAAACCACAUACAUUCAUAUGUUUGCUGGAAUCAGCCUGCCACUACUAGUUACGCUCGCCAGGGUCGGCAUCUGUGUACGCCAGAAAAGGACUUUGCGAAACAUGGUCGGUGUUGGCUGGAAGGACCGAGAGUCUUAUCAAGUACUUGCUUCCGAAGUCACACAAGAUGCAAUCGAAGUGGCCGAAUAUGUCGUCGACUACCAAAUCCCUGCUGAUGAGACUUUCGACACGAAGACCCUCGGUUCCUCUACCUAUCGGCAACUCAAAGCGUUCUCACAGAUGUGUAGAUUUGCAAUCUUGCUCGAACUACAACGAAACUUCCCCAGCCUCCUGGACUCCCAGCUUGAUGAUGCCGAUGCCUCCACACCUGAAAGUCGCCCUUUUCCACGAACAAUAAGCCUCGAUCGCUGGUAUUUUGAUCUCUCAGGAGCAAUUCUCAGCCAUGCACAAGACAUCCCAGAGGGAUCCACGUGUGGUUUGUAUCAAACAAUCCUACUGAUCAUCUGUGGGAGUGUACUACGGGCCUCGAAGGAAUCAAAGCCCGCCUUUCCUGGCCAAUUAAGCCUGCGUGACAAAACAGAAAAUAUAGUGUUAUCCACACUUGCACGACAAGACGAGCUCGAAAAACGUCGGGCCUUUAUUCGACGGCGGUUACAGUCGAAUUGCUUAUCAUUCGGCUUACGCCAAGUCUUCUCCAGGGCAGAACUGCUUCUGGAGGAUGUAUGGGAUGAGUUUGAUGCUGGCACAGGCGAGGCCGAUGACCUUCGCUCCAGUCGUCACUGGAUCGACGUCAUGGCAGAUCACAAGUUGGAAACUUUUUUCGGUUAA